GUAGGACCUCUACGCACCCUCAAAACAUGUCUGCCCUCGGUAGCAGGGAAGCCGGUGUAGGUACUGGUUGUAGGAUGAGCAUUGCUGUUGUGCUGCUGGCAGGGUUCUUAGUAGCCACUGUGAGUGGUGAUUCCAAAGCUGUGACAACAACUCUUACAGCAAAAUGGCCGUCCACCCCUCUGCUUCUGGAAGCCAGUGAAUUCUUGGCAGAGGAAAGCCAGGAGAAGUUCUGGGAUUUUGUAGAGCUCAAUCAGGACAUUGAGAUUGAUAAUGAUGAUACGGAUCUGUCCUACUACCAUCUGAUCCUGAAGAGGGCCGGCCAGCUUCUCAGCCCCAUCCAACUCAACCUGCUGAAGUUCGCCCUGUCGUUGAGGGCCUACUCGGCCACCGUCCACUCCUUCCAGCAGAUCGCCUCCAACGAGCCCCCACCCGCAGGGUGCCGAGCCUUCUUCAGCGUCCACGGGGAAAAAUCCUGCAGCCCGGAGAGCUUGAAAGGCUUGCUGGAGAAUGCCUUCGACAGGCCGAAGCCACCCCUAUUCAAAGGGGACCACAGAUUUCCCACGUCCAACCCGGAUGCUCCGGUCACCAUCCUUUACGCCGAAGUGGGCAGUAAGGAAUUCGCCAAAUUCCACCAGCUGAUGUUGUCAAAGGCCAACAAGGGAGAGAUCACAUACGUCCUGCGUCACUUCCUGGCGAGUCCCAGCGGCAGCAAAGUGUUCCUCUCUGGUUACGGUGUUGAGCUGGCUAUUAAGAACCAGGAGUACAAAGCCAAGGAUGACACUCAGGUCCAAGGCGCAGAUGUGAACGCGACCCUGAUUGGAGAGAAUGACCCUGUCGAUGAGGUCCAGGGAUUUCUCUUUGGGAAACUGAAAACGCUGUACCCGGCGUUGAAGGAACAGUUGAAGGAGCUACGCAAACACCUGGUGGAGAGCACCAAUGAAAUGGCCCCGCUCAAGGUGUGGCAAAUGCAAGACCUGAGCUACCAGACGGCUGCACGCAUCCUGGCCGCCCCCGCUGUGGACGCCCUCACGGUCAUGAGGGACCUGAGUCAGAACUUCCCCACCAAGGCCAGAUCCAUAACAAGAACCGUGGUGAACUCUGAGAUUCGGAAGGAGGUGGAAGAAAACCAGAAAUACUUCAAGGGAACCCUAGGCCUGCAGCCAGGAGACUCUGCCCUGUUCAUCAAUGGCCUGCACAUUGAUCUGGAUGGACAGGACAUCUUCAGCAUUUUUGACGUUCUGAGGAACGAGGCGCGUGUGAUGGAGGGGCUGCAGAGCCUUCACAUUGAGGCGCGCAUGAUCCACGACAUCCUCAAGCUCAACGUGCAGCCGUCCGACUCAGACUACGCCGUGGACAUCCGCAGCCCUGCCAUCAACUGGAUCAACAAUUUGGAGACAGAUGGCCGGUACAGCUCCUGGCCCUCCAACGUGCAGGAGCUUCUCCGACCCACCUUCCCAGGGGUCAUCCGUCAGAUCCGCAAGAACUUCCACAACUUUGUGGUCAUCGUUGACCCCGCCCAUGAGAACACAGCAGAGCUGCUGAGUGUGGCUGAGAUGUUCUUCAGCAACAAUAUUCCACUCAGGAUCGGCGUGGUGUUCGUGGUCUCCGACGCCGACGACGUCGACGGGAUGGACGACGUGGGCGUGGCCUUGCAGCGGGUGUUCAACUACGUCGCUGAUGAUGUGGACAACCAGCACGCUUUCGAUGCCAUCAUAUCGAUGUUUAACAGGGUCCCAAGCGGAGGAAAGCUGAAGGUGGAGCACGUGGUGAGUGUGCUGGAGAAGAGGUACCCUUACGUGGAACUGAGCAGCAUUCUGGGGGCGGACUCGGCCUACGACAAAAACCGAAAGGAAGGGAGGAGUUAUUACGAGCAGACGGGGGUGGGCCCUCUGCCGGUGGUGCUGUACAAUGGCAUGCCAUACCAGAGGGACCAGCUGGACCCAGACGAGCUGGAGACCGUCACCAUGCACAAGAUCCUGGAGACCACCAGCUUCUUUCAGCGUGCUGUGUACCUGGGCGAGCUGAGCAGUGACCAGGACGUGGUGGAUUUCAUCAUGAACCAGGCCAACGUGGUGCCUAGAAUCAACUCCAGGAUCCUGUCUACAAGCAGGAACUAUCUGGACCUCUCCCACACAAACAACCACUUCAUUGACGAAUAUGCUCGCUUCCUCUUCCUGGACACCAAAGAGAAGAACACGGCUGUUGCGAACAGUAUGGACUACAUGACAAAGAAAGACGACGCCUACAUCCGUCCAGUCACCUUCUGGGUCGUGGGAGAUUACGACCAGCCUUCAGGCCGGCAGCUUCUGUAUGACGCCAUCAGGCACAUGAAAACCAGUAACAACGUCCGCCUUGGCCUGAUCAAUAAUCCAACUGAGAGCCUGUCCAACGAGACCAGCCAAAUCGCCCGGGCCAUCUGGUCAGCCUUUCGGACGCAGUCACCCAACAACGCCAAGAACUUCGCCACCAAACUGGCGAAGGAGGAGACGGCCAGCGCGCUCGCCUCGGGGGUUGACGUCACUGAGUUUGCCGUCGGGGGGAUGGACAUCCAGCUGUUCAACAGUGUGUACAAAUCGCCUAAGGUGGACUUCCUGCUGACUCACGCGGCUUAUUGCCGCGACGUCCUGAAGCUCAAGAAAGGCCAGAGAGCUAUCAUCAGCAAUGGGCGGAUAAUUGGCCCUCUGGAGGAAGGGGAGGUCUUCAACCAGGAUGACUUCCUGCUGCUGGAGAGCAUCAUCAUGAAGACGUCCGGAGAGCGGAUCAAGAACAGCGUCCAGCAGCUGGGUGUGGAUGAGGACAGACACAGGGCCAGUGAUCUGGUGAUGAAAGUGGACUCGUUGCUGUCCUCUCAGCCCAAAGGGGAUGCCCGGAUUGAGUACACCUUCUUCGAGGACAGAUACAGUGCUGUCAAACUCAGGCCCUCUGAGGGCGACGUGUACUACGACGUGGUCGCCGUGGUCGACCCUGUGACUCGGGACGCUCAGAAACUCGCCCCCCUCCUGCUGGUCCUGAGAAAGCUUGUGAACGUCAAUCUUCGAGUCUUCAUGAACUGCCAGUCCAAGCUGUCUGACCUGCCGCUGAAAAGUUUCUACCGGUAUGUCCUGGAGCCGGAGGUGUCCUUCAUGGUGGAUAACAGCUUCGCCCCGGGACCUGUGGCCACGUUUCUGGACAUGCCUCACUCCCCGCUCUUCACCCUCAACCUCAACACCCCCGAGAGCUGGAUGGUGGAGUCUGUGAGCACGCGCUACGACCUGGAUAACAUCUACCUGGAGGAGGUGGAGGGCGGUGUAGCUGCAGAGUACGAGCUGGAGUACCUGCUCCUGGAGGGGCACUGCUUCGACGUCACGACGGGGCAGCCCCCCCGCGGCCUGCAGUUCACCCUGGGCACCCCCUCCAACCCCGUCAUCGUGGACACCAUCGUCAUGGCCAACCUGGGGUACUUCCAGCUGAAGGCCAACCCCGGGGCCUGGAUCCUCAAACUGCGCAAGGGCAGGUCAGAUGACAUCUACAAGGUUUACAGCCACGAAGGAACGGACUCCCCGAGCGAUGCCGACGACCUGAUCGUGGUGCUGAACAACUUCAAGAGCAAGAUCAUAAAAGUCAAGGUCCAGAAAAGGCCGGACAAAAUGAACGAGGAGCUCUUAAGCGACGGCUCAGCUGAAAACGACUCGGGAUUCUGGGGCUCUCUGACCAGAGGAUUUACUGGGGGAACAAAGACUGAUGAAGCCAAGCAGGAGAAGGAUGAUGUCAUCAACAUUUUCUCGUUGGCUUCUGGACACCUGUACGAGAGGUUCCUCAGGAUAAUGAUGCUUUCUGUACUAAAACACACAAAGACCCCUGUGAAGUUCUGGUUUCUGAAGAACUACCUGUCUCCUACAUUCAAGGAGUUCAUCCCGUACAUGGCCAAGGAGCACGGCUUCCAGUACGAGCUGGUCCAGUACAAGUGGCCGCGCUGGCUGCACCAGCAAACGGAGAAGCAGAGGAUCAUCUGGGGCUACAAGAUCCUUUUCCUGGACGUGCUCUUCCCCCUGGCUGUUGACAAGUUCCUCUUCGUGGACGCGGACCAGAUCGUACGCACUGACCUGAAGGAGCUGCGAGACUUUGACCUGGAGGGGGCGCCUUACGGCUACACCCCCUUCUGCGAGAGCCGCAGGGAGAUGGACGGAUACCGCUUCUGGAAGUCGGGGUACUGGGCCAGCCACCUGGCCGGCCGCAAGUACCAUAUCAGCGCCCUCUACGUUGUCGACCUGAAAAAGUUCCGGAAGAUUGCAGCCGGCGACCGGCUCCGUGGACAGUACCAGGGCCUGAGCCAAGAUCCCAACAGCCUGUCCAACCUGGACCAGGAUCUGCCCAACAACAUGAUCCACCAGGUGCCCAUAAAGUCCCUGCCUCAGGAGUGGCUGUGGUGUGAGACCUGGUGUGACAACGCCUCCUUGAAAAAGGCCAAGACCAUUGAUUUGUGUAACAACCCUCAGACCAAAGAGCCCAAGCUGAAGGCGGCCGUGCGCAUUGUUCCGGAAUGGUCCGACUACGACCGGGAGGUGAAGAGGCUCCAGAGCAAGUUCCUGGAGGAGAAGGAGAAGAGCAGAGUUGCCGGCGGCGACAGCACAACACAUGAAGGGAAAACAGAUUCUGGGAAACACACAGAGCUGUAAGCUGUGGCGCUCUGGGAGAAGAUAACACUGAGCUCUGUUUAAAGAGUUGGUCCCUGCGGUUUUAAAGGCGUCCCUUUUCCCGGAGCUCCGCCCACAAUCCUACUGAAAGACUUGACACGACGCUGAACGCAAAUUCCAAUUUUCUAUGGGAGACGGAACAUUGG
Conger conger (European conger) is the source of this 4819-nucleotide messenger RNA. RefSeq names its product UDP-glucose glycoprotein glucosyltransferase 1 (gene uggt1). The transcript is spliced from 40 exons. NCBI's taxonomy places the organism in Eukaryota, Metazoa, Chordata, Actinopteri, Anguilliformes, Congridae. Gene Ontology annotation, cellular component: endoplasmic reticulum. The coding region runs from base 27 to 4655 and encodes 1542 amino acids. Gene Ontology annotation, molecular function: UDP-glucose:glycoprotein glucosyltransferase activity. The record is from RefSeq and is a predicted model, not a curated record.